This is a messenger RNA of Rosa chinensis, 1497 nucleotides long. RefSeq names its product F-box/FBD/LRR-repeat protein At1g78750-like. The record is from RefSeq and is a predicted model, not a curated record. Bases 1 to 1497 code for a protein of 498 amino acids. Gene Ontology annotation, molecular function: protein binding. The transcript has 3 exons. NCBI's taxonomy places the organism in Eukaryota, Viridiplantae, Streptophyta, Magnoliopsida, Rosales, Rosaceae.
AUGGCUGAAGCUCAGGUUGCUGUAGACAGAUUCAGUGAACUCCCACCGGAAAUAACCCAUCACAUUCUGGCCUUCCUUCCCAUAGCUGGUGUCACUCGAGUGAGCAGCUUGUCCAAAAGAUGCAGAGCGCUUCAUCUAUCAAAUCCCACAUUAAAUUUCGAUUCAUUUCCCUCCGAGUCCACCCUUACAUUUGAUAAGAGGUUGGAGUUGUUGAACUCCUUGGAUCGCUUCCUCAUUCAACGAGGGAAUAACAAGGUAAACUACUUAUCCAUUAUUUGGACACCUGAAUACCAUUUUGGGGAAACCAAAAUAGAAAGUCACUGUGGUCUUGACAAAUCACGAAUUCUGGGUUGGAUUCAAAAUGCAGUACGUUGUAAUGUUGAAAACCUUAAUGUUUUCUUUGCAACUUUUAUGCCAACUCUAGGAGAUACUGAUCAGGAUCAUGGUAUAGAUUUUCCUUCUUGUGUCUUUCUUUGCGAGUCUUUGAGGUACUUAACCCUGGACAUGAAGCGUGCAAUUCUUGAAGCUCCCUCCUUUAGUACUUCUCCUACCUCUAAUCUCGUGUCCUUGAGUUUGAGAAAUGUGACUAUAGAAGAUGAUGGAGGGUUUUGCAAAUGGGUCUCCUACUGUUGUAGGUUUAUUAAGAAAUUGUGGCUGGAACGGGUUUAUGGGUUGGAAAACAUCACCAUUGAAAGUUCGUCCUUGGAGUCACUGUCGGUCCAGUUUCCCUGUUAUUUUGACGUUGCCCGUCUUGUAAUAGCUGGUGAUAAAAUUGAAAAUAUAGAUAUAGAUUGGGAGUAUGAUUCAGACAAGCGCAACAAUAGAAGUUUGUUGAAUAUUUCGGCCCCAAAUCUGAAGUGUCUGAAAUGGGUUGGGAAUAUGUUGAACCAUCAGCAUCUUGGGGAAAUGAAUUGUUUGGAACAAGUUGAGAUUUCUCUGACUUCUUAUGAUGUAAAUGAUUUGGAUAGCGUUUGUGAGCAGUUCUUGUGCAGUAUAAGCAGUGUUAAAGUUCUUCUUCUAGUCCAAGUAACUGCCAAGACUUUGUUCAGGGAAGGUUUCACACCUGCCCCAUUGGGCAAUGUGUGGUACUUGCUUAUGUCUAUUUGGUGCAGUAUUGAUGACAACCUUGUGCUAGCCGUGACCUCUCUUUUCAGGGCUGUGCCUAAUUUGAUUACUUUGAACGUAUCAUCAUCUCCUGAGUUUCCUUUUCAUGGUGGUGGUGAUAAUGUAUCUGGAUUUGAUAGGGGAUAUUGGGAACUCCAGGGGCUUGAUUUUGUUUCUAAGCUAGAGGAGGUAACCAUAGAGCUUACCACUGGGUCUAAUGGAUUUGAAUUAGCGAGGUACAUGCUUGAGCAUGCUGGUAAUUUGAAGAAAAUGUUUGUUAUUACUACACCCGAUCAAUCAAGUUUAGUACCGGAAAUACGGAGAACCAACCGUACUUCCAAUGCUAGAGUUGUCUUUCUGGUAAAACGGAAGCUGCCUCCUCGUCGUGUUUAA